AGUAUUGUUGCGGACGCAUGCGCAUAAGAUCUGUGAUACCUCAUCUCGCCCUGUUGAACCUUGCAAGGAUCUAAACUAGUCUGUGUCGGCGCAGGGCAUGGGCCAGGGGGGCUUCAAGGGCCUUUGGUUUUGGGGUCUGGGUGUACUCCGUACGAGUCCUCGUACAUACGAGUACAGGUAGAUGGUAGAUCUCGUCUGGAGGCGGUACGAGUGCCACUCCCACGAGAGGUACACGCUUGUAUGGAGUACGGCGCACAGGCAGGUCUUUUUGUUCUUUUGUGCUGGGAUUGCCCUGGCGGACUCGAGGGUGGAGGCGGAAAGCGGCUGUGACUUGGCAGGCCGUCCAUCUAGCCAUGGAGGUCGCAGCGAUUGCCCAAUCCCAUGGCACUCGCCAGGGAUGGACGUGAUGGUUGACGACGGUGUCAGUCCGGGCGAGGAGGAAGGACUCGAGCUGAGACAUCAAAAUCAAGCUGGUUGGACAGCCGUUAGCCGGGGACGCCACUUGCAGCGUACAGUCCCAAGAGGCAAUCUCGCGACAUGGCUUCUUCCAGACUCGGCGGAACAUGACCUGACGAAGAGAAAACAAGGCCAAAAGGACCGCAGUCGCCAGACAAGUGAAGGGUGCGAGUGGAACAUGGCGCUUCUGGCACCCAUUCAGAGAAGGCGCCCAUCAUUUUAUGACAGGAUAAGACAAAAAAAGAAAAGGGAGAUCAGGUGGGUGCGGCCCGCCAAGCCUGUAGGCGGCCCGAAGGCCUUUGAGAGGCACCAAGUGGAAGCUUUGCAUGACGAUACUGGAUAUGAAGAGGGGAGAAGAUGCGAGAGCAGAAGUUGAGGCCCUGCUGCAGUCUGGAAGUGUCCAAGUAGAUGUACCGGUACCUGCUUGGCACUAGAGACACGAGUCCCACACCGGCUAAGGUACUCCGUGCUCCUGUUCUGGCAGGAAAGAUACCUGCCAGUGAGGGUGCUAAGGUACCAUGGGUUGCUAGCCACCAGAUAAGGCAGUACCAUGCAAGAUGCCUGCAGCUCCUAGUGGCCGCAAGGAGGGCAAUAUACGUGUGUCUGCCAGGCUCUAACAGACGCUCGUCGGCCCCUUUCUCUAGCGUUGCCGCGCCACUAUACCAUUGAGGUAUGAUGGUAUUGCUAGUGGCAGUAUCAGUUGCUAGCCGUGGCUGGUUGAUAUAAAAUU
Trichoderma harzianum CBS 226.95 is the source of this 1186-nucleotide messenger RNA. RefSeq lists its product as hypothetical. The transcript has a single exon. Lineage: Eukaryota; Fungi; Ascomycota; Sordariomycetes; Hypocreales; Hypocreaceae. The coding region runs from base 182 to 832 and encodes 216 amino acids. The record is from RefSeq and is a predicted model, not a curated record.